ACAAUUCACCAAACAAAUGUGCUGGAGCGAUGGACCUGGAGGCGAAGACGUGGCCACUGCAGCCGUGGCUGCCGCAGCCUUUGCAGCCAACAAGAUCGAAAAUUCAGCCACACCCGACCGCAGCCCAACGAGUGCGGGCCCUGAGAGCACAUUAUCUAAGGCCAAGUCGAAAAGGCAUAACGUAUUGACGCAACUAGAAACUGGUGAAGAAUCAAUAAAGAGCCUAGACAGAAAAAUACCGAUAACCGGUCCCGCGCAACCCGUGCAAAAACGUCCUAGUUUUGCCGAGAAGCUCUUGGAAAGCACCGAGGACGCCAAAGGAGGAGCACCCACACCGCCAAAACCAUCCCCUUUCAUCAAGAAGGCCUCCUUAUCAGCUGAUAAACAGUUCAAGAAGGUCACCGCUAUGACAGCCGAGAUCUCAUCGACUGAACCGCUUCCCACCACCAAACCCGCAGCUCCACCGCCACCCAAUGGAAGCGAAUUGAAUGAGAAGGACCAGAUGAGACAGGACUUGUUUUGGAUCAAGAAAAGUUACGACAACCUGAUAUCAGUUAUAGCUACGUGGGAGAGCCGAAAGAAGCUAAAGGCCAAACGCAAAUUGGACGAGACGCAGAGGGAACUGGACAGAAAAAAAGCCAAAGCAUCGCAAAUACAUCGGUCCAUCCAGAGGGAACUGGAGAAAAAAGGAGAAGAAGCAUCGAAAACAUAUUGGACCCAGAAGGAGAGGAUUGAACUGAUCACGGCUGCAGCGAGAGCACAGGCAAAGGAAAGGCAAAGGAGUGAAGAGUUGAAGGCUAGAGAUAAAUCAAAUAGACCCACAACCACUUGGAAACUUCCUAUUACAUGUCUCUGCGUUAGAAAUCGUCGGUCCUGAACUGCCUCUCCCAAAAUACUCGAAGCUGAGGACGUAAAAUAUAUUUUUUCCUAUCCGUUUCUCUCAGUGUGAUCACAAGGAUACCUUUGCACAGUCUGAGUUUGCAAUAUGUUACACGACCGCUUCAUAUCAUUUGCUGUUAAGGUAACAGUGGAUAUGAUA
Eucalyptus grandis is the source of this 1039-nucleotide messenger RNA. RefSeq lists its product as uncharacterized. The transcript has 4 exons. The coding region runs from base 17 to 877 and encodes 286 amino acids. Lineage: Eukaryota; Viridiplantae; Streptophyta; Magnoliopsida; Myrtales; Myrtaceae. The record is from RefSeq and is a predicted model, not a curated record.